Molecule: messenger RNA, 3179 nt
Organism: Pantherophis guttatus
Lineage: Eukaryota; Metazoa; Chordata; Lepidosauria; Squamata; Colubridae
Gene: SMIM35
Product: small integral membrane protein 35
Source: RefSeq, a predicted model, not a curated record
CGCCUCUUUCCAAACGGGCAGCGGGUCUUCCUGAAUCCCGCUGCCUUGGGGAACGGUCAGCCCCCGCGUUCCUCCUUCCAGCUCCGCGGGCCCCGAGCCGAUCGCCUGGCCGUCGAAGGGCAUUCAAGAGCGCUCCGGAGCCCGGUUCGCCCCCUUGCAGCGAGAUGAGGACGGCAUGCCCGCACCUGGGCGCCGGCCAGAAGAAGCCCGGGGAACGCCCACCUGCCUCUUCUCGUCUGACUGGCGGGGGGAGGUGACGGGCUGGAGGGCCUGAGGAGCACGGAUGCCCCGCUUGCCCGCGCCCUCCUCGGCUCUCCCAGCGCCGGCGGGGCUUUCGGCUGGGUGGGGCUGCCGGAGCGAUUGCGGGGGCGCUUCUUCCUGCGGCACCGGGGCAAGCAAUCCUCCGCAGCCGCCUCGGGACUCCCGCCACUAGCCGGAAGCAGCUGGCCCGGCUGCCAGCCUCUGCACGCGCCUUCGGAGCCCGAGCCAAGCCGGCGGCGGCAGGAAAGCUGGCCUGGCUGGGCGGGGGGGGGGUCUUACCUUGGAAGCGCUCUGUGCUUAGCCUUGAAUGGCAGUAAAUGGCUGGUGCUCCUCACCACGCAGAUGCGUAUUUCUUAAUUUCCUACAGAUCCCUAACAGAGUUUCACCUUCAGCCACGCUCAGCUGAGCUAUUAGCUAUUCGCUCCAUCUCGACCUCUCUCCCUCCUCAAAGCAUUGCUCAGUGAUUCCUGGCAGAGCGGACGCGGGAGGGGGGCGGCCUUCCUUUCCCUCCAAGACAAUUACCAGGAUGGGCUGAAUAAAGGGAGGCGGGGGCUCCAGCUGUAAAGAAGGUGGGCAGAACCGAGCUCUGGGCUGGUGGCGUUAAAUCCCGGCCGGAGACGGAACUUGGCUCACAUGCGAUUCCAGCCGCAGCUCCUGCUCUUUUCAGCCAUUAAGCCCGAGCUCCCGGCAGGGUGGGGAUGACCUGCCCACUUCCCAUCCGAGGCGUCUGGAGAGGUACCCAGAGAAGGCCCAAGGCUCCAUUCUCCCUACCACCCUGCGCCGGGCAGUGACUUCUUUGCCAGAAGCUGCUGUUUGAUUUCCCACCCCCCAUCACCAUCAUGGUUUUGGGUUGCCUGGGCAGCCAGGAGAAAGAGGUGGAGCCUCAGAGCAGCCUGGAGCCCAGGAAGCAAGUGUGCUGCUAGGCGACUGUGUCAACUCAAAGAUUGGCCCCUGGACCAGUCAUUGGGCCUGUGCUAAGAGGGCCGGCCUUGGACAGAGCCCCUGCAGUUGCUGGCGCCAUUGCUGAUAGCUCCCAGGGAACAGCUGCUUUGAGAGUCUUGUUGGCCAGAGCAAGAGGAUCAGCUGACCUGCUGUAGGAAGUCUUGCAUUUUGCAAUGACAGGAGGAGAGUCCAUCAGCAUCCUUGGUUUGGUCCUUGGUGUCAGCCUCUCCCUCUUGAUCCUCGCUGUUCUUGGCUAUGUCCUGGUCAGGUGGUACCGGGAAGGACCCUGCUGGGACAGGCCUAAUUUUGUGUUCAGGUUUUAUCACAUCCGCAACCUGAAGCCACUGAGACUGGAGUUGGCCCCUCCCUUCACCAUCAGUGGUUCCACGCAUCAUGGAGCAGGUGUCGGCUAUGGGCAAUUUCAUGAGAGGGACUGUAGGAUGGAGAUGUGCAUAAGUGACCAUGAGGCUCUUCCAGCAUCGUCCUGGCCCAGUUCCACAGCUGCCAUGAGGAUCUGAAGUGCUGGGCAGCAGGAGGUCCCCCUACCAGAUGGACCUGAAGUUGGCUGGCCAACCAGACUCAGUGUGUGGUCCUCAACGGAGCUACAUCUCCCUGGAGGGAAGUAUGCAGCGGGGCUCCUCAGGGUCCUGUCUUGGCCCCAGGGCUCUUCAACAUAUUCAGAAAUGACCUACAUUGGGAGGGGAUUAAAGGAGUACUCCUCAACUAUGGAUGACAUCAACGGUGGGGGAAAUGGCUAAAACUUUGAAAGAUAGACUCAAGAUUGAGAAAGAUUUGGACCAAUUUGAACUUAAUUCAAGAAGAUGCAGUUUGGUGGUGAGAAAAGUAAAGUUCUACACUUAGACAGGAGAAAACAGAUGGAGAGCUACAGGAGAGAGAGCAUCUGUCUCAACUGCAGUUGAGAGGAAUGUAGGAUGGACUCCCGUUUAAGCAUCAGUCAGCCGGGUGCUGCAGCUGCCAAAAAAAACCAAAGCAGUUCCAGGCUGCAUCAGCAGAAGGACAGCAUCAAGAUCACAGGAAGUGAUAAUACCGCUCUAUCAUGCAGUGGAGAGGUCACAUCUGGAAGAUUGCAUCCAUCCAGUUCUAGGUAUCAUCGCCAUGAUACAAAAAAGAUACUGAGGCCCUAGGAAGAGUCCAGGGAAGAGCAACAAAGAUGGAAAGGAUAUUUACAAUAGCUUAACAAAUGUCUAUGGAUAUUCUCAAUCAUCCAGGUCAUGGUUGUCCCAAAGGUGUUUCUCCCCCCCCACCAAAAAAAAAAAAGAACUGAAUUAGUUCUUUUGCUUCUUGGAUGAGAAGCAAAACGUUUUCAAAGAAAAAAACAAACUCUAGCUGCCUUUUGGAAAAAAAGCACCUUUGGAAAACUAGCUUAACAAAGAGAAUACUUGAAGGGUGGCCACAAGGCAGAUUUAUGUUCUCCAUAGCACCUGAGGGUAAGGCAAGAAGCAAUGGGUGGAAACUAGUUAGAAGGAGAUCCAACUUAAAUGAGGAUGACGUUCCUGAUAGUGAGAACUGUUAAAACAGUGGGAAAACUUGCCUCCUAGAGUUGUGGGUGCUGUAUUGUUGGAGAUUUUCAAGAAAAGAUUGGUCAAGGAUUAUGUCCGAGAAGGUAUGAGGACUUCUGCCUUGAGUAGGGACCUCCAAGUUCUCUCCAACUCUGAUUCUGGGAUAAGGGUCUCUGAAAAUUUAAAACCCUCUUGGAAACAAUGCAUGGAGGGAUGUGAUCAAGGCUGUGACAAAGACCAGGAAUAACAUCUCCACUUGUAUCCCUUUUCAGGAUGAUGGUGGGAAGAGCAUGUGAUGUUCCUGCAGGUUGAGUCAUGUGUCCUGUUGGGACUUUAGGGAAGUAAGAUGGAUUAUUGAAAUCCCUCCUUGGCUGUUUUGUGUGAUACUGAAUUGUCAGGUCCCAGCAAUCCUAUGUCUCCUCUGCGCUCAAUAAAAUUACAGCACCCUUCUCUUUA